Nicotiana attenuata is the source of this 1069-nucleotide messenger RNA. RefSeq names its product glutathione S-transferase L3-like. The record is from RefSeq and is a predicted model, not a curated record. The transcript is spliced from 10 exons. The coding region runs from base 101 to 808 and encodes 235 amino acids. Lineage: Eukaryota; Viridiplantae; Streptophyta; Magnoliopsida; Solanales; Solanaceae. Gene Ontology annotation, molecular function: glutathione transferase activity.
AUCAAUGCUAUAAAACCUCCAAUUUCCCUUCCUGUUGAUCAUCAAAUUUCACCCCCACAAUUCUAUUUCGCAGCAGCAGCAGUGGAACCAGCAACUAUAUAUGGCUACUUCAAAUGUACAAGAGGUUCUUCCUCCGUCUCUUGAUUCUACUUCUGAACCCCCGACUCUCUUUGAUGGAACUACCAGGUUGUAUAUCAAUUAUCAGUGCCCUUUUGCUCAGCGUAUAUGGAUUACCAGAAACGUUAAGGGAUUGCAACAUAAGAUUGAAUUAGUUCCAAUUGAUCUUCAGAAUAGGCCUGCUUGGUACAAGGAAAAAGUUUACCCGCAAAAUAAGGUGCCCGCACUGGAGCACGACAACAAAGUGAUUGGAGAGAGUCUCGAUCUGAUUACAUAUGUUGACAGCAACUUUGAGGGGCCAUCUCUUCUACCUGAUGACUCUGAAAAACAAAAGUAUGCUGAAGAGUUGAUGGCUUACAGUGAUACAUUCCUGAAAGAAGUAUAUACUUCGUUUAAAGGAUAUGUUGAGAAGCAGGCUGGACCACAAUUUGACUACUUAGAAAAAGCUCUGGACAAAUUUGACGACGGACCUUUUUUCCUUGGUCAAUUCAGUCAGGUCGACAUAGCGUAUUCUCCCUUUGUUGAAAGGUUCCAAAUCUUCUUGCAAGAGGUGUUCAAGUAUGAUAUCACAUCUGGGAGGCCAAAACUAGCAAAAUGGAUAGAGGAAGUGAACAAACUUGAUGGUUACAAGCAGACAAAAGUUGAUCCCCAGAAAGUGGUCGACUUAUAUAAGAGCCGCUUUUUGGCGUAAAACCGAAAAAUGCUUGAUCCAUCAACGUCGAUAAUUAAACGAAUAAGUGGUGCUCUGUUCAUGUCAUGGACUUGAAGGAUUCUGCAUAAGUAAUACAUAGAUAAAGUGGUCUAUGUUUGUUGUAUGUAGACUGUACUUGAGACAGCUUGUUGCUUGUGCUGGAGAUUUGUAUCAGCAUAGUUAUAGCAUUUCAGGAGUUACAGUUAUGUUGUGCGUGUGUAUCAAACUACUUAAUGAAAUAUUAUUGAUUAUUAGCCCCAA